Molecule: messenger RNA, 3303 nt
Organism: Oryctolagus cuniculus (rabbit)
Lineage: Eukaryota; Metazoa; Chordata; Mammalia; Lagomorpha; Leporidae
Source: RefSeq, a predicted model, not a curated record
CUGACGUCACAAGACAGCCAGCCGCCGGCGCCCCACGGUGCGCACCCCGCACCGGACCAGCAGCGGCGCGCAGCUCUCGGCGCCGACCCCCGGGCGCGCGCGUCCUCGUGCCCGGGCCCGUCCCCGUCCGCGCCGCUGAAGAUGGCGAGCCCCGCGCCCCCGGAGCACGCUGAGGCGGGAUGCCCAGCUAAGGAGAAGGCUCAGGAGGCGGCGGCGGCAGGCGAGCGGCCGCAGGUGGAGGAGGCCGCAGGCUGGGUGGUGGCCACCGUGACCUGGCUGCUUGGGGAGCCUGGGCUGUGGCUGGGCUGCCGCGCCGGCGAGCUCCUGAGCUGGAGGAGGCCGCUGCGCAGCCUGCUCGCCUUCGUCGGUGCCAACCUGCUGUUUUGGUUCCUUGCGUUGACUCCAUGGAGAGUAUAUCACCUGAUUUCCGUCAUGAUACUUGGGCGUGUUAUUAUGCAGAUAAUAAAGGAUAUGGUUUUGUCUAGAACGAGAGAGAACAGACACUUGACUCCCUCACUUUUCACCUUGAAGGAACUUGGUGCACAGUUGUGGAGAAGCCUCAGUGAAAGCUGGGAGGUUGUGAAUUCUAAACCAGAUGAAAGACCUAGAUUCAGCCACUGUAUUGCAGAAUCAUGGAUGAAUUUCAGCAUAUUUCUCCAGGAAAUGUCUCUUUUUAAACAGCAAAGUCCUGGCAAGUUUUGUCUCCUGGUCUGCAGUGUGUGCACAUUUUUUACGAUCUUGGGAAGUUACAUUCCUGGGGUUAUACUCAGCUAUCUAUUGUUGUUGUGUGCAUUCUUGUGUCCGCUGUUUAAGUGUAAUGAUAUUGGACAAAGAAUAUACAGCAAAAUCAAGUCAGUUUUGCUGAAGCUAGAUUUUGGAAUUGGAGAAUAUAUUAACCAGAAGAAACGUGAGAGAUCUGAAGCAGAUAAAGAAAAAAGUCACAAAGAUGACAGUGAAUUAGACUUUUCAGCUCUUUGUCCUAAGAUUAGCCUCACAGUUGCCGCCAAAGAGUUAUCCGUGUCUGACACAGAUGUUUCCGAGGUGUCCUGGACGGAUAAUGGGACCUUCAACCUUUCAGAAGGAUAUACUCCACAGACAGACACUUCAGACGAUCUUGAUCGACCUAGUGAGGAGGUAUUCACUCGAGAUCUUUCAGAUUUUCCAUCUCUAGAAAAUGGCAUGGGAACAAAUGAUGAAGAUGAAUUAAGCCUUGGUUUGCCCGCUGAUCUCAGGAGGAAAAAGGAAAAGUUGGACAGUGGUCAUACUCCAGGCAAAGAGAAGCAAUCAGCAGCUGGUCUCACCCUCCCGUUGAACAAUGACCAAACCUUUCAGCUGAUGAGCAACCUGGCCGGGGAUGUCAUCACAGCCGCAGUGACCGCUGCUAUCAAAGGCCAGCUAGAAGGCGCCGCUCAGCAAGCACGUUCUCAGGCUGCAGCCAGCCCAGCAGAGGACACAGACACUGAAGAAGGUGAUGACUUUGAGUUACUUGACCAGUCAGAGCUGGAUCAAAUUGAGAGUGAAUUGGGACUUACAGAAGACCAGGAGGCAGCAACACAGCAAAAUAAGAAGUCUUCUGGCUUCCUUUCAAAUCUACUUGGAGGCCAUUAAUCUGGGAAUCACUUGCAACGGAGCACAGAUAAACCACCAAAAAUUGCAAACAAGCAAAAAAAAAAAAAAAAAAAAAGGAAAAAAUUUUGAACUGUAAGCUUUAUGAUUACUUUAGAUUUUUUUGUUUUAUUUUCCCUUCUGCAGUGACUAUAUUGGAUAUGUAUCAGCUGACACUGAUAGAUUGAUAUUUCUGAUAGUUAUUUUUAUGUAAUAAGCAUGGAAAUGAACUUUAUAUAUGUAUACUUACUGUGUUGUCAGAGAUGAAUAUUAGGGAUUGUUUUUAAAUAAAAAGGAAAGAAUCCAAAACCACCAAAUUAUUAUGAUCUCCCUGUAAGUAUUCUUUAUUUUUCCUUUAUAGUUAAUUUUUCAAGCAUGCAAGAACAGUUUAUUGUAAAUCAUUGAAAAAUAUUAACAAUUAAUUGUGAGUACAUGCUGUAUCAGCUCCCUUAUUCCUAAUACUUUGGGGAAAAACUGAUAGAUUUUGAUGUAAAAAGGCAGAAAUUAUCAUGUAUCUUCAGUUGAGGGGCUUAGGAAAGAUCAUCAAAGUAAAUUUCCUAGGAGAAAUUUUAGAAAAGUGUUUUAAAUACUGUGGAUAGGCUGAAACAUUUCCAUGUUUUUUCUGCAGUUAUAGAAUUUGGCUUACUUGGGAAGUGGCAUGUUCCACUGACUGCCCUUUCUUGCAGUGGCUGAGAUGAACCCAUAAAACGCAAGGAGUGAUAUCCCAGUAGCCAGAGUGGAUGAUGGAUAUGAUGUAAACAGAUUGAGCUGUUUUAUUUUUCAUUUUCAUAUGUUUGUAAUAGGGGUGAUGAAAGUGUGAAUCUAUUCUGUCUGCUGAGACCUAAGUUAAACCCUUACCUUUUAUAUUUUAUCAUGGAUAAAAAUCUACAAUUGUGAAGCUAGUUCUUGAUAUGUUCUACAAGAGAUAUUAUCAGCAAUAAAGAAACAGUAACUCUGUUUUCUUAGUCUGUCUAGAUAGAGGAGAGGAACUUGCUUGGCUUUAAAGUGUAAUAAGUUGCCACUGAAGUCUAAAUAUGUCAUCUGCUUUUUAUUGGGAAGUUAGAAUAUAUUUUUCCUUUAUUUUAAACAUUUAUAGAUCAUCUUUAAAUAACCAAAUUUAACUUAAUGGUUUUUAACAAAGGACUAAAAAGCAGAAAGCAAGCUAGUUUUGUUUUAUGAUAUAAAUUUAUAUUACUAUUGAGGGACCAUGUCAGCAACCACCAAAAAUCUCUUAAUUCGUCAGUGAUAGCUGGCAUUUCUAUGGAUGCACCCAUACAUCUGAAAGGAAGCAAAAUCUAAGGAUUUAGGAAAUGUUUUCCUUCCUUUCACUUUAUCCCUUUUCUUGUAUGUCUAAAGACUAAUAAUUGUAGAUAAUCUGAGAGUUGAAUGUAGCAUCUCAAUUAUUAUUUCAUUCUGAGAUAUUAAACUGUCUAGACCAAAUUUUGCCAAAUGUUGAAGGGAGAAAAGUUACUUAAGACUGACACGUGCUUUCUGUACCGACUGUGCUUAGCUGUCGGCAGUGCCUCAUGAUGGUGUUUGUUGAUUAAAAGUGAGCCUGUGCCUUCAUUAUCUUGCCCAUUUUGGCAACAGUGGGAACCUGGUGGUAGAAAAUCUCUGAACUGUGUGUUUCAGAGGAAUCAACCUGAAUUUCUAUGACAGUUUCUGGACAUGAAGAAAAAUACAGUCACAUAUUUAUAA